Molecule: messenger RNA, 1208 nt
Organism: Protobothrops mucrosquamatus (brown spotted pit viper)
Lineage: Eukaryota; Metazoa; Chordata; Lepidosauria; Squamata; Viperidae
Gene: SLC35E3
Product: solute carrier family 35 member E3
Exons: 5
Coding region: 4-936 (310 amino acids)
Cellular component (GO): Golgi apparatus
Molecular function (GO): antiporter activity; nucleotide-sugar transmembrane transporter activity
Source: RefSeq, a predicted model, not a curated record
AGCAUGGAGGGGUGGCUUCCAGAGCGCGGACGGUUGGCGGCGGGGCUGCUAGUAAACUUAGUGGCGUCUAUUUGCAUCGUCUUCCUGAACAAGUGGCUGUACGUGCGAAUGGGCUUCCCCAAUCUCAGCCUCACGCUGGUGCACUUCGCCGUCACCUGGCUGGGGCUAUAUGUGUGCCAGUCGCUGGGCGUCUUCGCCCCCAAAAGCUUGCGGCCGCGCCAAAUCCUCUCCCUAGCGCUCAGCUUCUGUGGCUUCGUGGUCUUCACCAACCUCUCUCUGCAGAACAAUACGGUCGGCACUUACCAGCUGGCCAAGGCCAUGACCACACCGGUCAUCGUGCUCAUCCAGAGUGUGGCCUACGGCAAGACCUUUACCACCCGCAUCAAGCUCACUUUGAUUCCUAUCACUUUAGGUGUUUUUUUAAAUUCCUAUUAUGACAUGAAAUUUAGUUUUCUUGGAAUGACAUUUGCUGCUCUUGGUGUUAUAGUGACAUCUCUUUAUCAAGUGUGGGUAGGAGCAAAGCAACAUGAACUACAGGUAAAUUCCAUGCAGCUACUAUACUAUCAAGCACCAAUGUCAUGUGGCAUGUUGCUGUGUGUUGUACCCUUCUUUGAACCAGUCUUUGGAGAAGGUGGAAUUUUUGGCCCCUGGACUUUCUCUGCUAUGUCUAUGGUGCUGGUCUCUGGAAUAAUAGCAUUUAUGGUGAACUUGUCUAUUUACUGGAUUAUUGGGAAUACUUCACCAGUGACAUACAACAUGUUUGGACACUUCAAAUUCUGCAUCACUCUCAUGGGAGGAUAUCUCUUAUUUAAGGAUCCUUUGUCAAUUAAUCAAGGCCUUGGAAUUACAUGCACAUUGUUUGGCAUUCUAGCUUACACACACUUCAAACUUAGUGAACAAGAUGGGAACAAAAGCAAGCUGGUUCAACGUCCGUAAAUUAAGUAUUUUUGUUGAUAACAAAUGAAUUACUUUAAAAUGCACUGAUUCCAAAAGCAAUGCACUGUCUAUGGAUGAAUCUAAAAUUGUCCAUCUCCCAGCAGAGUGGACCCUCCCGAGCAGAGCAGAUAUGCUCUCCCCUAUAGCUGCCAUGCACUGCCUCCUUCUACGCUGGCCAGUUGGGGUAUGGAUUGGAUUACAUUGAGGGGUCACAGGAUUCAGUAGAAAGAAAAGUAUAGUAAAGAAGACUGGUAGAUAAUGGGUGUCUGCUA